Suncus etruscus (white-toothed pygmy shrew) is the source of this 1618-nucleotide messenger RNA. It is a transcript of the gene STX17, whose product is annotated as syntaxin 17. The coding region runs from base 66 to 974 and encodes 302 amino acids. The transcript has 7 exons. The record is from RefSeq and is a predicted model, not a curated record. Gene Ontology annotation, biological process: exocytosis; intracellular protein transport; vesicle fusion. Gene Ontology annotation, cellular component: SNARE complex; plasma membrane; autophagosome membrane. Gene Ontology annotation, molecular function: SNARE binding; SNAP receptor activity. NCBI's taxonomy places the organism in Eukaryota, Metazoa, Chordata, Mammalia, Eulipotyphla, Soricidae.
AGCCAGUUGUUGCAAGGAGAAGCCAGUUGUUGCAAGCAGAAGACACACAACAUUUAUUUUUUACAAUGUCUGAAGAUGAAGAAAAAGUAAAUAUACGCCGUCUUGAACCAGCUAUACAGAAGUUCGUUAAGAUAGCAAUUCCAACAGACCUGGAGAGGUUAAGAAAGCAUCAGAUAAAUAUUGAGAAGUAUCAAAGAUGCAGAAUUUGGGACAAACUACAUGAAGAACAUAUCAAUGCAGGACGCACAGUUCAGCAACUUCGCUCCAAUAUCAGAGAAAUGGAGAAGCUCUGUUUGAAAGUUCAAAAGGAUGACUUAAUACUUCUGAAGAGAAUGAUAGAUCCUAUUAAAGAAGAUGCAGCAGCAGCAACAGCAGAAUUUCUUCAACUCCAUCUGGAAUCCGCAGAAGAACUUAAGAAACAAUUUAAUGAUGAAGCAACUUUAUUUCAGCCUUCUCUGAGCAGAUCCAUGACUGUUGGGGAAACCUUUCAUGCUGCUGAAUCUGAUCCUGAACCUCAGAGUUUGACUCAAGUCUAUGCAUUGCCUGAAAUUCCUCGAGAUGAAAAUGCUGCAGAAUCAUGGGAAACCUUAGAAGCGAGCUUAAUUGAACUUAGCCAGCUGGUCACCGAUUUCUCUCUCCUAGUUAAUUCUCAGCAGGAGAAGAUUGACAGCAUUGAAGACCAUGUCAGCAGUGCUGCUGUGAAUGUUGAAGAGGGAACCAAAAACUUGGGGAAGGCUGCAAAAUACAAGCUGGCAGCUCUGCCUGUGGCAGGUGCACUCAUCGGCGGAGUGGUGGGGGGUCCCAUUGGCCUCCUCGCAGGCUUCAAACUGGCAGGAAUUGCAGCUGUAGUUGGUGGUGGGGUGUUGGGCUUCACAGGUGGAAAAUUGAUACAAAGAAAGAAACAGAAAAUGAUAGAGAAGCUCACUUCCAGCUGUCCAGAUCUCCCCAGCCAAACUGACAAGAAGUGCAUUUAGGAACCAAACUUUGUCUUCUUGGCACCAACAUGUCUCCCAGAAUGAGGUUGGUUGCUGCUGCUGCUGCUGCUGCUACUGGAAACUCAUCAGCCUCUGGACUUGGCAUCUAUGGAGGGAGUGUUCAAGUGCUAUUGGGCUGUGGCAUGAGGAGGUGGUUGGUGGCUUGCUGGGCUGUGGUUAAGAAAUACCGAAGACAGAAAAGCCAGGGCUGAAUGGCGGGAGGGCAGCCUGCACCAGAUAAAGCAAGUUCCAAGACUGCCAGGCAGCAAGCAGACUUUCUACUGGAAGUGUGAACCUGGAACCCGGAAUAUUGCCAUGGGCUUGGGAUGUAGAUAUUUUGACCUGGAGACCCUAAGGAGAGGUGUCAAAAGAGAUUGUUUAGGCUUAACAAGAGAAGGAGGCAGCCAAGCUUCUCUCAUCUGAGAAUGAGUCCAGAACACACGAGGGGCACCACGGAGCCUAGAGUGGAGUCCCUGUUACAGUGUUUUUGUCCAACUAUCUUUUUCUGCAAAGGAAGCACAUAGUGUAAGGCAAGGGAGCACACAGCUCAGCUUCCCCUUCAAAUACUUUCACUCGUGGCACCAGCUGCUUCUCUGAACUUUUCCUUCAGCCUGUUUUGAAAUAAAAAACUGAACCAAACAGAA